AUGAACUCGCUCGAAUUAUUUUUUAGCAGAUUAUAUCAAUACGAUAUGUUAAAGCGAGAGAAUGAAAGAACCGGCAAUACUGAAGAAGUUGAACCUCCGAAUUUCGAUAUGAGCUUCGAUUUUGAAGAUGCUCCUCCGGCAACCGUCAUUGAGUUUGAUGAUAAAAAGAAUGAUAACGAAAAGAUGAAGGAACUUCAAAAUAGAUCACCCGUUCGCAAAGUGAAAUCUUCAAAACCAGUUAAAAAGGUUCCAACUAAAAAUCAGGUCAAACCAAAGUUGUCGAAAGGUAAUCAAAGGGUUAAGAAUAAUUUACGUAUCGAUAUGGUGGGUUAUGACCAAAAACAAAAUUACUCCAUUCGUUCGCAUUCUAAUAAGCGGAGAAAAGCAAGCGAAUAA
Molecule: messenger RNA, 396 nt
Organism: Funneliformis geosporum
Lineage: Eukaryota; Fungi; Glomeromycota; Glomeromycetes; Glomerales; Glomeraceae
Source: the annotation of a GenBank genome assembly